AUGAUCAAUAAAGCACAGGCCUUCGAUUCCGCUGAUCAUGGUAUCCUAUUGAAGAAACUGAAGGCUUAUGGUAUAUCAGGCAACCUUUACAAUUGGUUCACAGGCUAUUUACGUGGACGUACUCAGCGUGUUGUUGUCGAAGGUGUUGCUUCAGAAUGGUCUCCAGUCACCUCAGGUGUCCCACAGGGGAGUAUCUUAGGCCCCAUGCUUUUCCUUCUAUUCAUCAAUGAUCUCCCUGAUAUAAUACCUCCAACAACUUCAAAAGGGCUGUAUGCUGACGACACAAAGCUGUACACGGCAAUAACAUCUCGCCAGGAUUGCGAUAAUCUACAAGUAGCUUUGUCAUACGUUGACGAUUGGAGUAAAGAAUCCAACAUUAGCUUCAACACGUCUAAGUGCAAAGCCCUGACAAUAUCCCGACGUAAACAACCGAUUGUGAUAAAUUACCAUCUUGGGUCCGCAGAAUUGAUACGCGUAGAGAGCGAAGUUGAUCUAGGGAUCACUGUUACCAGUAAUCUCUCUUGGAAUAGGCACAUUACAAAACUUGUUACGAAGGCAAAUUCAACGCUGGGAUUAUUACGGAGAACUUGUCCCAUGUUAACAAAUUGCGAUGCUCGAAGAACUUUAUACCUGUCACUUGUGAAAUCACAACUAUCUUAUGCCACAGAGAUCUGGUCUCCGUAUCAGUCGCUUAACAAAAUUAGCUUUGAAAAACUACAACGACCCGCCACGAGAUGGAUCCUCCAAGUGAAGAAAG
Messenger RNA from Paramuricea clavata, 757 nucleotides. The record is from the annotation of a GenBank genome assembly. Lineage: Eukaryota; Metazoa; Cnidaria; Anthozoa; Malacalcyonacea; Plexauridae.